This is a messenger RNA of Miscanthus lutarioriparius, 2955 nucleotides long. NCBI's taxonomy places the organism in Eukaryota, Viridiplantae, Streptophyta, Magnoliopsida, Poales, Poaceae. The record is from the annotation of a GenBank genome assembly.
AUGUUCCCAACAAACCCGAGGGCCGAGAGGCUACGGCUGAAUCGGACAAACCAAACCACACCCAUCUCGCGGCCCCACUCGCCAGUGACACAGCCUGAACGAGCCGAAGCCGAGCUCCCCGCUCCCCCAAACCAAAUCCCCCACCCCAAGCAGCUGCCCCUCCCAACCCAUCUCCCAAAUCCGCCGCAACGCGUGGCAAACGACGCCAACGGACCCAAACCCACACCCAAAUCCUCCCCUCUCUCGCCGCGCAUCGACGACGGCGCGGGCGCCAUGAUCCUGCGCACGUAUGGGCGCAGAUCCCGCUCCUUCUCCGACGGCGGGGGCGGGGUCUCGUCGUCGCAGGACGCGUUCGACUUCGACGCCGACGCCGACGCCGACGUGCUGGGGUCGUCGGCCUCGCAGCCACUCCCGCCGUCGCAGGAGUUCUCCUCGACGUGGGACUUCGACGAGGACCCGCCCCCGUCCCCGCCGCGGUCCCAGCCGGAGGGGAGGCGGCGCGGGCGGGGCGGGGCAAGAAGAGGAGGAGGAGGGUGGGAGCUCGCGGAGGCCCCCGCGGUGGCGCCGACGGCGACGCUGAUGGAGGCGGAGGAGUACGGGGAGAUGAUGGAGAGCGUGGACGAAGUCACGUUCGCGCUCGACGGGCUCCGCCCUGCCGCGCAGAAGCGGACGCGGCGGGCCAGCCUGCUCGCGCUGCUUGGGAUCUGCGCCUCCGCCGAGCGCCGCCGCGUGCUCCGGUCCCAAGGAUUGGUACAACAAAUUAUCGAGGCUAUUUUGGUUCUGGACAUUGAUGAUCCUCCCUGCGCUAUUGCUGCAGGAGCUAUUUUAUUUGUUUUGGCAAGUGAUGUCCAAGAUAAUAAUUCGCUGGAUUCAGAAACUUGUGUCCAUUUCCUUCUUAAAUUAUUAAACCCUCCGGUGAAUGUUGUUGAUGCCAAAGCGCCAUCAAUAGGUUCCAAACUUCUUGGAAUCAGUAAAUUUCAAAUUCUUAAUGGUUCCAAUAAGGAUGCGGACUCUAGUUCAGAGGACAUACUUUUAAAAGUUGAAGAAAUUCUCUUAAGCUGCAAAGAGAUCAAGCCACUAGACAGGGAUGAUAAGAGAACAACAAGGCCGGAACUAUGUUCAAAGUGGCUUGCUUUGUUGACAAUGGAAAAGGCGUGCUUGUCUGCUGUUGCAUUAGAGGAUACAUCUGACAUGGUGUUGAAACUUGGAGGAAAUUUCAAAGAAACAUUAAGGCAGUCGGGUGGCCUUGAUAAUAUUUUUAAUGUUAUGGUGAAUUGCCAUUCAGAACUGGAGAAACUUGUAAAGGAUGCCUCCACUACAGCUGUGGAGGGUAAGGAAGGAGCUCCUCCGCAAAGUACCGCACUCCUCUUGAAAUGUUUGAAAAUUUUGGAGAAUGCCACAUUUCUAAGUGACAACAACAAGACCCAUUUGCUCAGCAUGAGUCGAAAAUUGAGCCCUAAGUGCCCCUCACUUCCUUUUGUUGGUGUCAUUCUCAGUAUUAUUGAAUUACUAUCAGCUCUCUCCCUCCUUCAGAAACCGUCCCCUGUUUCAAGAAAAGCAGAUCCAAAAAAUACUGAAGUUUGCAACGGGGCCUGCUCUGCAGACAGUAGAGGUUUGAGCUUAUUGAAUCAUCAUAGCAAUUGCAAUAACUCAAAGAAAAAGAGCCUUUUACUGAAUCCAAGGCACCAGGAUUGCUCAUCUUCCAAAUCAGAAGCUUCUCAUGUUACUAUCUCUUCUAGCAGUGUUGUCUCUCAGUCACAAAGGACACUCAAUUCUUCAUCUUUUUCAAGCGAUGGGGCAUCAAGUGGUUCACUUGGAGUGAAACAUAGUAAUGGUGCUAGUUUGAAGCUCAAUGUAAGAAAGGAUCGUUCUAAAACUAAUACAAUCAGGGGCUCAAGUGGUUGGAUUUCUAUAAAAGCACACACUUCUGAUUGGAACUCCAGAGAAAUGGCAAAAAAGCGGCGUCUAUCUGAAAAUGUACACACUGAUUUGAGUAAUGGUGGUGAUGACCCAUUUGCAUUUGAUGAUAUUGAUCAAGAACCUUCAAAUUGGGAUCUAUUUGGUCCAAAAAGGAAAUCACCACGGAAGCGAGCGAAACGAUCUAAUGGAGAAGUGCUGGAUGAUUGUGGGACUGCAGUAAUGGGAAGUCCUGAAUUAUGUCAACCUGAAGAUAUUUAUCAGUCAGGUGCAACUUCUGAUUCUAAGGCUGUAGAUGAGUCCAAUCUUUUGGAAGAUUGCCUUUUGGCAUCAGUUAAGGUUCUUAUGAACUUGGCAAAUGAAAACCCGUCUGGCUGCGAACAGAUUGCGUCAUGUGGUGGAAUUAAUACCAUGGCCUCCUUGAUCAUUAAACAUUUCCCCUCAUUUGAUUUCUCCAUGGACAGUAACAAUCAAAUGAAAGAAAGAGUGUCCUUUGGUGAUCUCUUGUCUUCCCAGAACAGCAAGUCACUCCAAAUCAAAACUAAGCAAUUGCGAGACUAUGAACUUGAUUUUCUGGUCGCCAUAUUGGGAUUGCUUGUCAACCUUGUGGAGAAGGAUAGCCUUAAUAGGGUACGACUUGCGAAUGCCCGUGUUUCUGUCAAUCUAUCUCAAAAUCCAGAUAGCAAAGAGGUACAGAGGGAUGUCAUACCCCUGAUCUGUUCAAUAUUCUUAGCAAGUCAAGGUACCGGGGAAACUGCUGAAGCUAUAUCACCGGAUGAUGAAGAAUCUUUGUUGCAAGGAGAACGCGAAGCUGAAAUGAUGAUCGUGGAGGCCUAUGCAGCACUUGUGCUCGCCUUUCUUUCUACGGAAAGUAUGAAGGUUCGAGGAGCCAUUUCCAGUUGCCUUCCGGACAACAACUUAAAAGUUCUUGUACCAGUGCUAGAGAGAUUUGUGUCAUUUCAUCUGCAACUCAACAUGAUGACAAGGGAAACACAUUCAGCUGUCACUGAAGUCAUUGAAAGAUGCCGGCAAUCAUAG